GCCAGGUCUUACACCCACCGUGGGAAGAGGGGGCAGCGCCGGCGCCCAGCACCUGCCACUGGUGGGGGACACACUUGGGAGGAACAAAAAGCUAGAGUUGUUCCCCAGAACCAGUCCACCGAGGUUCUUAACAGCUGAGUCUGCAAGCCUGGAGAGAGCUUCAGCAGUAAUCUCCAAAUAACACAAGACUAUCUAUUUCUACACUGAAUUUCAAAAGAUUUUCCCUCAAGUAUUAUUGCUCUCCCCCUCCCACCACCCCCCACCAUGGCUUUGCGGCAGUAGAGAAAUAUUGUGUCUCAGCCAUCUACAGGAGGCUCUACCUCAGUUCAGAAUGACCACCCUGCCCCCACUGCCCAUGACAUGCCCAAAGCUUACGUCCUUAGCUAGACAGAAGCUGCCUUGCUCCCCCACAACAGCUCCAAGGUCUCAAUUGAUCAAAGAAAAAAAUGACAUAGAUCAUUAUCUGGAAGAGAAUUUCAAAGGAUUGUCAAAAGCGGAGGUUGCUGCUUACCGGAACUCGUACAAGAAGAACAUCUAUGUGGACAUGCUGCGAGACGGUUAUCAUAAGUCCUUUACUGAGCUCUUCUCUCUGAUGGAGCAGUGGGAUGCCGUGAGGGAUCCUGCGAGAUUUGGUUCCCUCUUUCUGCAGAGACCCCUGGAGGAGCAGCGUGAUAAGCUGGAUCACUUCUACCACUACCUGACCAGGGCCGAGGCGGCCGAAAGGAAAGAAUACUUUGAAGAUGUCUAUAAUAACUUGUAUGCUCUGGCCUGCUACUUCAAUAAUUCUGAAGACAGGUGGGUAAGGAACCACUUCUUCGAACGAUGUUUCAAGAUUGCUCAACUGAUCAAGAUGGACGGGGGGAAGAAAGAAGCCGAGGCGCACGGAAACAUGGGGCUUCUCUUUGAGGAAGACGGUCAGCUUCUGGAAGCUGCUGAGCAUUAUGAAGUAUUCCAUCAAUUGACGCAUGGGCGGAUGUGGAAAGAUGAGACAGGCCGCUUUCUCAACUUGUUGGCCUGUGAGAGUCUCCUGAGGACUUACAGAUUACUCUCAGACAAGAUGCUGGAAAAUAAAAAAUACAAACAGGCCAUCAGAAUUCUAAUAAAAGCUGCUGAAAUAGCCAAAGAAGGAAAUGACAGGAAGAUGGAAGGAGAAGCUUCCUAUUACUUGGGCUUAGCACACCUGGCUGCUGGAGAAUAUGAAACAGCAUUAACAGUCCUUAACACUUACAGUAAAAUCUCUACAGAGCUGGAUGAUGAUCUCAGCCUGGGGAGAGCAUAUGAGGCCAUCGCCAAGGUCCUGCAGAGCCAAGGAGAGAUGACAGAAGCAAUUAAAUACUUGAAAAAAGUCGUGAAAAUUGCAAGAAACAAUUUUCAAAACCUAGAUGUUGUGAGAGCAAGUACAAUGCUUGGAGACAUUUACAAUGAAAAAGGAUACUACAACAAAGCUUCUGAAUAUUUUCAGCAAGCUUUUGACACAACAGCAGAGCUCACAAACAUACCUCUAAUGGAUGAGACAAAAGUUCAUUAUGGAAUAGCAAAAGCUCAUCAGAUGAUGCAGACAGUGAAGAAUUACAUAGAAUCUGCGGACCUCACCAGCCUUGACUACCUGCUGUCAUGGAAGGAGAGUAGAAGCAACAUUGCCCCUGAUCCAAUCACUGAGUCUAGAAGAUCCACAAUGGAAAAUUUACGUCAAAAUUCAGAGCAUUUGGAAGAAGAACUAAAUUUCCGGAUAUCCAAAAGAAUGAGACUUAAACCAGCUUUUGAGUCAGCAAUAAAGCAAGAAGAAAUUUAUCAUGUCACUUUAGUCUUUGAUGCCUGUAAUAGGAGUAUGUUACAAAUAAUACAGAUAGAGUUAUAAUAAAACUCACUUUGACUAUGUUUUCAUUGGCUUCUGUAUUGCAGAAUUUACUCUAAAACAUCCAAAUCCAUGAAAAUAAAAUUUAUUCCAAAGCUUGAAAUAUCAGAAGUUAUCCAUAUAAUAAAUUGUAAAAUUUUUCCUCU
Molecule: messenger RNA, 2001 nt
Organism: Equus quagga
Lineage: Eukaryota; Metazoa; Chordata; Mammalia; Perissodactyla; Equidae
Gene: TTC29
Product: tetratricopeptide repeat domain 29
Exons: 14
Coding region: 332-1858 (508 amino acids)
Molecular function (GO): protein binding
Source: RefSeq, a predicted model, not a curated record